Gloeophyllum trabeum ATCC 11539 is the source of this 213-nucleotide messenger RNA. RefSeq lists its product as uncharacterized. Gene Ontology annotation, cellular component: nucleolus. The record is from RefSeq and is a predicted model, not a curated record. Gene Ontology annotation, molecular function: DNA binding. Lineage: Eukaryota; Fungi; Basidiomycota; Agaricomycetes; Gloeophyllales; Gloeophyllaceae. The transcript has 2 exons. Gene Ontology annotation, biological process: rRNA processing; negative regulation of transcription by RNA polymerase II. The annotation marks the transcript as partial.
UGCUCGGACGUCGUCAAAAAACCUAAGCUUGAUCAGCACGGCGCUCGCUGCCAGUCCUCAUUCACAUGCGUUGACUGCCAUACGACUUUCUACAAGCCUACGGAGUGGAAGGGGCACACUACUUGUAUAAGCGAAGCGGAGAAGUACCAGAAAGCUCUGUACAAGGGUCCCAAGGGUCAACAAAACGGCGGGAACCGCAAUCAGAACCAGAAA